GUGUGGACCCAUUCAUCCACACACUCCCACACCAGAGCACUCGGUCCACUCUGCAUACAGCUCUCGUUGCAGCAAGAAGGCUCCCAAGAGUUUCACACAACGAUGGAAGAAAUUCCUGAAGCAUUUAAAACAAUCCGACGGACACCUGGCUUGCAGAUAUGGACUGUGAAUAAAAUGCAAAUGGUUCCUGUCCCAGAACAGGCCUAUGGAAACUUCUUUGAAGGCGAUUGCUACAUCGUGCUCUAUACAACUCUAAACUCUACUGGUCAAAUGGACAUCCAUUACUGGAUUGGAAAUACCUCCUCCCAAGAUGAGCAGGGGGCAGCUGCCAUUUAUGUCACACAAAUGGAUGAGUUCCUAGGUGGCAAACCCAUCCAGCACAGAGAAGUACAGGGUUGUGAGUCCCCCAAGUUCCAGAGCUAUUUCAAGAGUGGCAUGGUUUACAAGAAGGGUGGCGUGGAAUCCGGAUUCCGACAUGUCGACACGAAUGUAUACAACAUUUUGCGGCUGCUCCACAUCAAAGGAAUGAAGAACAUAACAGCCACUGAGGUGAAUGUUUCCUGGAAUAGCUUCAACAAAGGGGAUAUAUUUCUGUUGGACAUGGGGAAGGUGAUUAUUCAGUGGAAUGGCCCUGAGAGCAACAGAAGGGAGAAACUCAAGGCGGUGCUGCUGGCCAAUGACAUCCGGGACCGUGAGCGCGGCGGAAGAGCCCAGAUUGCAGUAGUGGAAGGAGGCUGUGAAGGAGACUCCCCAGAGCUGAUGAAGAUCAUGGAGACAGUCCUGGGGAAGCGGGAAGGCCCGCUGAAGGAAGCCAUCCCUGAUGACAGGCCUGACCUUUAUCAGACCUCCAACAUCAGGCUUUACCAGGUUUCCGAUGCCAGUGGCAGCCUUGUUGUCCAAGAGGUGGCCACCCAGCCUCUAACUCAGGAUCUUCUCCAUUCCUCAGACUGCUAUAUUGUGGACCAGGGUGGGGUCAGUAUUUCAGUGUGGAAGGGGAAGGAUGCCUCCCCGGAGGAGAGGCGCUCAGCGCUGUCAAGGGCAGUGGGUUUUAUCAAAGCAAAAAACUACCCCUCCAGCACUCAUGUGGAGGUGAUGUGUGAAGGUGGGGAAUCAGCUAUGUUUAAACAGCUCUUCAAAACCUGGAAGGAGAAAGGUCAAACUCGGGGCCUUGGCAGCACAUACUCAGUUGGAAAGACUGCCAAGGUGGACCAGAUCAAGUUUGAUGUGAUGCAACUUCAUGCCUGCCCUGAACUUGCUGCCCAGGAGCGUAUGGUGGAUGACGCCUCCGGGGAAGUGCAGGUGUGGCGAAUUGAAAACCUUGAGCUCCAAGAAGUGCCCCAAAACACACAUGGUCAGUUCUAUGGAGGGGACUGCUACUUGGUGCUGUAUACCUACAUGAAGUCCAAUAAGCAGCAGUACAUCCUUUACAUGUGGCUGGGACGCCAUGCCACCCAAGAUGAGAUCACUGCAUGUGCCUAUCAGGCUGUUAAUGUGGACAACAAGUACAACGGAGCACCUGUCCAGGUCAGGGUGACCAUGGGCAAGGAACCCCGCCACUUCCUUGCAAUUUUCAAGGGCAAACUCAUCAUCUAUGAGGGCGGAACUGGGCGAGCUGGGGUGGUGAACCCUGACCCUGGAGUGAGGCUCUUCCAGGUACGAGGGGAGCAGGAGUGGAACACCAAGGCCACGGAGGUCCCAGCCCGUGCUUCCUCCCUCAACAGUAAUGAUGUCUUCCUGCUGAAAACUGAACAGAUGUGCUACCUGUGGUAUGGCAAGGGCUGCAGUGGGGAUGAGAGGGAAAUGGGAAAAGCUAUGGCAGACCUUCUUUCCAAGCAGGACAAACAGACGGUGAUGGAAAGCCAGGAGCCAGCUGAGUUCUGGGUAGCACUGGGAGGAAAGGCACCAUAUGCCAGCAACAAGAGACUUCAGCAGGAGAAGCCCCUCCACCAGCCCCGACUGUUUGAGUGCUCCAACCAGACAGGCCGCUUUUUGAUGACAGAGAUAGACGAGUUCACACAAGAGGAUUUGGAUGAGGAUGAUGUCAUGCUGCUUGACACUUGGGAUGAGAUCUUCCUGUGGAUUGGCAGGUCAGCCAAUGAUUACGAGACCAAUGAGGCACAUACCAGUGCAGUGGAAUAUCUGAAUACCCAUCCAGCAGGCAGGGAUCCUGGGACACCCAUAAUCACAGUCAAGCAGGGUUUUGAGCCACCGACCUUUACUGGCUGGUUCAAUGCAUGGGACCCUCAUAAGUGGAGUAAUGGAUAUUCAUAUGAAGAAAUGAAGAAUAAACUUGGAGCUGUUGCAUCCAUCUCAAAUAUUACCAUUAGCCUUAACAACACAGAUCUGAACCAGAAGAAUGGGGGCUUUGCACAGAUGAACAACAUCUCUGGUGGCCAAGUCAGUUUCCCACCAUUUUACAAAUCCAAAGCAGCAAACCCCUCUCCGAGCAACAGUCCUGGUCCUGCUGUGGCUCCCAGCUCUCCAACGUGUAAGAAGGCCACAGGCAUCCCAGCUGAGCUGCUGAUCAACAAGGGUCCAGGGGAGCUACCUAAUGAGGUGGACCCUGGAAAAAAAGAGGAGUACCUUUCAGACGCAGAUUUUGAACUGCUACUAGGGUCUUCCAGGACAGAUUUCAACCGGCUACCAAAAUGGCGUCAAAAUCAUUUGAAGAAGGAGGCAGGGCUUUUCUAAGCAGGAAGACCCAUCAUCUUUCAGUUGACACAAAAAAUUACUUUCACAUCAGCAUUUAACAACCAUAGCACUGGAGGUGAAGGAAAAUGCUAACAUGCAUUAAAAAAAUGUUGGCAAAGUUAUAAAGAAAGGAGAACCCCACAGGUAAUCUGAAUCUCUUGUUACCAACAGGAUGUUUAUUUUCCUAAAAUACAGUUUAUAGCAGUAACUAACAAUACUGAAGCAACGAUUUUAAUAAAAAUUUCAAUCUCAAAUUUUCAUGUUGCAAAAAAAAUCUUAUAAAUUCUUAUUCUCUCUUUUUUCCAAAAUGUCCUGUUUUUAAACCUCAAGCUUACACAACAUUCUUAAAAAUACUUGACAACACAGCUGCCUUACAGCCUUAUCCUGGUACAACUAUACCUGUUGUAUAUUAAAGGCACUUCAUGUAUUCUUUUUUUUCAAAAUAAAAUAAAGAAAACCGAUGGUGGUACAGCCAGCGAAUUAGCAUUCCAAUAGAUUUUGCCCAUUUAAGUUUCUUUGCCUAAAUGUUAAGGGCAACGGGUAGUGUACUGGUUAGCGCUAUGGACUUUUGACCCAAAGGUCACAGGUUUGAUUCCCAGCUCUGA
Scleropages formosus (Asian bonytongue) is the source of this 3296-nucleotide messenger RNA. It is a transcript of the gene vill, whose product is annotated as villin-like. Gene Ontology annotation, biological process: cytoskeleton organization; actin filament severing; actin polymerization or depolymerization. Gene Ontology annotation, molecular function: actin filament binding; phosphatidylinositol-4,5-bisphosphate binding. The record is from RefSeq and is a predicted model, not a curated record. The coding region runs from base 103 to 2691 and encodes 862 amino acids. Gene Ontology annotation, cellular component: actin cytoskeleton; cytoplasm. The transcript has 20 exons. NCBI's taxonomy places the organism in Eukaryota, Metazoa, Chordata, Actinopteri, Osteoglossiformes, Osteoglossidae.